CUCCGCCGCCGCCCUGGAAAGGACACGGUCGAUCACAAGGCACGACCGACGCCGAUACGAUAAUUAAUCAUUCGGGACAUGCUCCGUCGUGAUCUUCUUCUUCCUCUUCCUCUUCCACCACACGACACUCCUUUACCGUUGACUGGUAGGGAGAUCAUGAUCCCCAGCUCAACGACUUAAUCUGUGCUACUUUCCGCUCACCUCUUCCCCCCUUAUCGGACAUAAUCCAACUCCCUGUCACUUAUUUUGAGCCCAGGAGCAGCUGCACUCUUUGUCCAUCGUCCUGCCCGCUGCGGGCGACCGUGUUCAUUGUAAAUUUACUGCACCAUGUCGACAGACUACAACUAUGACGACAAGGGACAAUUCUUCCCCUUCUUCGUCCUCACCCUGACGAGUCUCGUCACUCUUCCUCUGACGUACAAUCUGCUCCGGCCGAGCAAGGGACUGGAGAACACCGCACCGCGGAUAAAAUCAGACUUCAAGCCCGAACAUGGCGACCUCAUUGAUGCGCAGAAGCGCAAGCGCCUGCGCAAGGAACGUCGGAUCAAGCGCAUUGUCACCGUCGUGGUGGGCUACGCUGUCAUGGCUUGGAUGGCAUAUUUGAUCGUCGUCACAGCACGGACAGUACCCAAGAUCUGGGAUCCGUAUGAUAUUCUUGGUAUCUCACGGAGCGCCGACGAGAAAGCGAUCUCCAGGCACUACAAGCGCCUGUCACUCGUCUACCACCCCGACAAGAUCCGCCCCGAUCCCGCCAAGAAUGAGACCAUCGAGAUGCUCAACGAGCGCUUCGUCGAGCUCACCAAGGCCUACAAGGCAUUGACCGACGAGGAGGUUCGCAACAACUACAUUCAGUACGGCCACCCAGACGGCAAGCAGAGCAUGAGCAUCGGUAUUGCUCUCCCCACGUUCAUUGUCUCGGAAGGCUACUCCAAGUACACCCUGCUGGUCUACGGUGCUCUGCUUGGCGUUCUUCUCCCAUACAUUGUCGGCCGCUGGUGGUACGGCUCUCAGCGUUACACCAAGGAGCGCGUUCUCGUCGCAAGUGCUGGCAACAUCUUCCGGGAAUACAGAGACGACAUUACUGAUGGCGGAAUCAUUAGCGCGCUGUCCUCGGGCGAUGAGUUUAAGGAAAUGUUGCAAGGACCCCGGUCCGAUGCUGGAUUGGCGAAGCUUGAGAAGAAGGUCUUGGCGGAAGAUUCCUCGUAUCUGACUCCCGAGGACCGCGCGGUCAUCAAGGGACUCGAUGAUUCGAGCAGACGGAAGGCACUGGCGUUACUCUGGGCCUAUCUCGGUCGCGUUGAUCUGGAAGACGCCACGCUCAACGGAGAAAAGUACGAAGCCGCCCCCAUCGCCCUUUCAUUGAACGAAGCUUUCACGGCCAUCGCCCUCGCCUUUGGUAAUCUCCGACCAAUUCUCGGAUCCUUCCGCACCGCACAGCACCUCAUCCAAGCCGUCGCACCUGGCUCCUCUCCGCUUCUCCAAUUGCCACACUUCACGCCGGAACUCGUGCAGACCAUUGAAGGCGCCGACAGCAAGGAACACUUCACUGUGCAAAAGUUCAUGUCCAUCCCCGAAGCCGAGCGCUACAGCCUCACCGUGGGCGCCGGCCUCCUCAAUGAGAAGCAAUACACGACCGCCAUCAACGUUGCCAAGCAGCUCCCCGUUCUCGAUGUGUCCCGGGCCUUCUUCAAGGUGAUGGGCGAGAAGGUCAUCACGCCGAGCAGUCUGGUGCAACUCGUCGUCAAAGCGCGCUUCAUCCCCCCCGGUUCCGCCAACGUCCCCGCCCCUGCCCCCGCCGACCUCGAGGACAUCGAUCCGGACGAGGACGACCUCGACGCCAUCAUGGGCCGUAACGGCAAGAAGACCAAGGUCGUCAACGGCCAGAGGGUCGAAGAAGCUAAGUCCGAACCCGUGCAACCUCCGCUCGCGCACGCCCCCUACCUCGCCCGCGACCACUCCCCGCGCUGGCACAUCUUCCUGGCCGACGCCAAACAGGGCAAGAUGGCCGUGCCCCCCUUCACCUUCACCACCUUCGACAAGCCACUCUUCGACCCCGUCACCGGCCAGCCCACGUUCAACGUGCAGACCCUCAAGAUGCAGUUCCAGGCCCCACCCCAGGUGGGUGACUUCACGUUUGUGAUGCACAUGCUCUGCGACAGUUAUUUGGGCCUCGACACCAAGCUGGAAAUCACCCUGCACAUCGACGAUCCCGCCAAGGCCGCCGCGUUGGACGAGGAGGAUGAUAUCAGUGAGCCUGAUGAGGACUCGAUAGCCGGCCAAAUGCAAGCGCUAAAGACCGGCCAAGCCCCCAAGAAGAAGGCCAAGAAGCCCUCGGCGGAGUCCAGCGAGGACGAGGAGAGUGAUACCGACGGUGAUGCAGGCGAUACCAGUGACACGAACACGGAGACGGAUAUCGAUGAUGAUGAUUGAAGGGAAACUUUUUUUUUUCUGCAUUAAAGGGAACAUUACCGGAAAGAGGGCGGGGCAGGGGGUUAUGUUUUCCCACUCCUCCCGUCUCAGGGAAACUAGAGUUAAGCAUAUAAACCUAACCUAUACGUGGACAGGAAGAAAAGAGAAAAAGAAAGUUCCCUAUGAUACCUUUAGCUUUUCUUUUCUUUUCAUUUCCUUUCUUUUUUUUUUUUUUUUU
This is a messenger RNA of Aspergillus japonicus CBS 114.51, 2647 nucleotides long. Its product is annotated as J domain-containing protein. The record is from RefSeq and is a predicted model, not a curated record. Gene Ontology annotation, biological process: post-translational protein targeting to endoplasmic reticulum membrane; SRP-dependent cotranslational protein targeting to membrane. Gene Ontology annotation, cellular component: Sec62/Sec63 complex. The transcript is spliced from 6 exons. Bases 328 to 2430 code for a protein of 700 amino acids. Lineage: Eukaryota; Fungi; Ascomycota; Eurotiomycetes; Eurotiales; Aspergillaceae. Gene Ontology annotation, molecular function: RNA binding; transmembrane protein transporter activity.